This is a messenger RNA of Kockovaella imperatae, 1034 nucleotides long. Its product is annotated as Rhodanese-like domain-containing protein. Gene Ontology annotation, cellular component: nucleus; cytoplasm. The coding region runs from base 88 to 579 and encodes 163 amino acids. The transcript is spliced from 8 exons. NCBI's taxonomy places the organism in Eukaryota, Fungi, Basidiomycota, Tremellomycetes, Tremellales, Cuniculitremaceae. Gene Ontology annotation, molecular function: protein tyrosine phosphatase activity. The record is from RefSeq and is a predicted model, not a curated record.
CUGAUAAAACGAUGCUUCAUCGACCGGAACUCAUUUCCCGAACGAAUUUCUUGCUAAAUGAUGACGAUCUCUCAUUCAGGCUGUUGAAUGCUCUAUCGCCUUCUUCGCCCUCAGAAGAGCAGCCUCAGCCAGUGUGAGGCGAUCAUCAGAACCGUUCAUUCCAGCAUGUCAUUCUCAUUGCCUUACAAAUACAUCACAGCAGACGAACUGGCGAAAAUCCUCAAAGCCAAGCCAGCGUCUGAUGUCAAGGAUAUUGCAGUCGUGGAUGUACGAGAUGAUGAUUUUGCUGGAGGCAAUAUCGUCUCUGCAGUAAAUGUACCUAGCUCGACCUUCCACGAUAGCGUCGGGGGUCUGGUGAAGCGGCUCGAAAAGUGUCCUAGCGUCGUCUUCCACUGUGCUCUCUCCCAACAACGAGGUCCAAAGGCUGCGAGAAUCUAUGCCGAGACUCGGGAAGCCUCUCUGAGCUCUCCGCCGACCCAGCAGAUAUACGUUCUCCGUGAUGGCUUCACUGGCUUUCAGAGCAAAUUCAGGAAUGAUCCGGAACUGGUCGAGAAGUUCAACAAAUACUAUCACGACUAGCUCUACAAGCUCCUGGAAGUUGCGGCCGAUCACGAUCUUGACCACUGAUGCCCUCCGCACGCAUUACAUCCUCGACCACUUAUAAGGCUGUCCAGAUCCCGCCACCCAAUGACUCGGUUGGCACAUCCUCAUUUUGGUACGAUGCUGGAAAUUCUUGGGCCUUGUUACAUCUUCAAUUAUCGUUUCGCAUGUAGAGACCGGAGGACAGAACCCCUUGAGCCGUCGAGCCCCCAAAACGCAGCUGGUGGAAGGAUGUAUUUGCGUUCAUCUAUCGCCUUGGAGACGUGGUAUUACCUUGCUUUUUCCCCGUUCAUCGCCAUGUCAUACCCCGAAGAUAUUGCAGCGCAUAAGACCUGCCAAGUUGACGAUCCCAAGUAUGGCACCUGUCAAGUCCACUUCAUGAUUCUCGAUAAAUGCAGCUGUGACUGUCACACGUUGAACGCAUGACCCUGGGC